Molecule: messenger RNA, 2221 nt
Organism: Dreissena polymorpha
Lineage: Eukaryota; Metazoa; Mollusca; Bivalvia; Myida; Dreissenidae
Product: A disintegrin and metalloproteinase with thrombospondin motifs 2-like
Exons: 12
Coding region: 1-1614 (537 amino acids)
Biological process (GO): proteolysis
Molecular function (GO): metalloendopeptidase activity
Source: RefSeq, a predicted model, not a curated record
AUGCAAAGGGAGCAGCAUCCCGCGGACAUAACAGUUGUCGGUGAUCCAAAAGUCGACCCGGAAAUAAGUCUAAAUGUGCACACACCCAUUCGUAAAUAUAAUAUAAAUCUUCAAAGACUUAAUAGCUCCAUUUUACAUGAAGAUUUUAAAGUGCUUCACGUAUUCACUGACAGUGAUGGGAAGACAGUCUUUCAUGAGGAUAAUAAACAUCACCGGCUCCAUCAGAAGGCGGACAAGCUACACUUUUACCACGAUGUAGGGUCCGGUACCCUGGUGAGUCUAAGACACAACGACAAUCACAACGGUGGCAACAUGAAACAUUUUGUGGAGGGCAUUAUCCACGAGGAAAUGGUAAUAGCACCGCCGUUGGCUCACAAAAGGCACAAACGGUCUCUGCACCUCGAUACCCACACUAUAUGGAGGAAAUCCCCGGACUCACAUACAUUCUCUGACGACGAGCUUUUUGUUCCUCCAAGCGUGGACAACUUAAAAUUCCCAUGGAAAGAGCUCUUGAACUUGACAACAUUGAACUCGACGGCGUCGAAAAGCGUCGAGUUUGUGAACGUCUUUCAGAAACGUCAGAAACGUCAGGUAACUCUGAGCUCCUCGAAGAUCGAGCCAGAGUUAUUGCUCUUCUGUGAUAACGCCAUGGUCCAACAGUUCGAAGGCGACACGGACGAACUGUUAGAGUACCUCUUGCAUUUCUGGCAUGCCGUGAACUGGAAAUUUCUGACAAUCUCUCUACAACGGAAGUGGCCGCAUAUAGAUUUAAAAAUCCGCGAGAUCGGGGUCUUCCGGGACGCCACUGCACAGCCGUUCAUCGAGGAGAACCGGAUACGCCAGGGCAGUCGGCUGUUCUCGCUGUAUGACGCCAUGGACAGCCUCCAGCGAUGGCUGGUGAAGUACGAGACAGUUCUGCCACUACACGAUGUGGCCUUUCUACAAACAGGUAAUGACGCCUGCCGUAUGACGUCACACACACGAAGGUUCAAGGACAGCCGGUUCACAAGCGAUGAUGACGAGGAGGAGGUUGACGGAUGUGUGGCGGGAACGGCCGGGGUGGCCUACGUGCGAGGGGCGUGUUUGUCCGCACCGUACUUCCGGAAGUUGGCAUACAAUUUCGGGAUUGGGGAGGCCUCCACGAGCUUCAAUGGUGUCAUUAUAGCCGCCCAUGAAGUUGGGCAUCUGCUGGGCGCCUACCACGAUGGCGAGGCGGAGGCGAGUCCCUGCGCCAGCAACUCCGGCUUCAUCAUGAGCUACUCCAGAGAGGACGCAUUCAAGUUCAGUAGAUUCUCCGACUGCUCCAUACAGAGUUUUCAAAACUUCCUCAACAUGGAUCGUUCCGGAUGUCUCAAGCAGCGGGCGAGCAAUGAGAUCAUGCAAUUCCCAACGUCAUUUCCGGGAACCUACAUGUCCAUAACGGAGCAAUGUCGACGUUUUACUGGCGGUCCGCCGUGUGAGGUGGGCCCAAAGCAGUGUGAACACCUAUGCUGUGAUGAUGCUAAGGGCCAGUGGAGGUACACCCGCUCCGAGCCGGCCGUGGACGGAAGCUCAUGCGGGGCCAGAAAUGUCUGUUUGAAUGGUCAAUGUAUAUCGCUGACAUCGUUUGGAUAAAAUGGACGAAUUCGAUGGUUUAGAAUCAAAGCCAUUAAUUUUCACGCUGACACAAUAGAAAAGAAGAUACGUUCGCGAUGGAUAUUAUACGCUCGCUAUGUGUCAAUAAACAACAUAAGAAACCUAAAGAAAAUGGAUAGAUGCGUUUUCGCACGAAGACCCAUGAAAAUGCGGCAAUCUUAUCAACGGACUUUGGAUAUUCAUGUUUAAUGUUCAGUAAAAUCACGAGAAUUUAUCGUUAAGUGGAGACUGGAGAAUGCUCUUGUGUGUGAUUUACAAGUUUGUCAACUUAAUAGAAGACAAGCUAUAAUUCCAAGAUUAAUAUUUGUGAACACUAGAGAAGACAGUAUUACGGAAUGCUGAAUUUUAACUUAUAUAUAUAUAGAGGAAAAUACACAAUUCUUAAAAUGGAUGCAUGGAUGCAUUCUAUAAACCUCUAAUAGUGCGUUUGUGAAAUAAAAGCAAAUAAAUAGCGAAUUAUUAAAAGAUGGGCCUAAUAUUGCUGCAAGCAACACUUUUCGUAGCAUCUGAACAACAAAAAAGCGUUUAUAUAAGGUGUAAUAAAUGUUGGAAAACGGAAGGAUAUUGUUUUAUGACUGAUAGCGCA